This is a messenger RNA of Selaginella moellendorffii, 2089 nucleotides long. RefSeq names its product 5'-3' exoribonuclease 2-like. Gene Ontology annotation, cellular component: nucleus. Gene Ontology annotation, biological process: nuclear-transcribed mRNA catabolic process. Gene Ontology annotation, molecular function: RNA binding; 5'-3' RNA exonuclease activity. The coding region runs from base 59 to 2035 and encodes 658 amino acids. The record is from RefSeq and is a predicted model, not a curated record. NCBI's taxonomy places the organism in Eukaryota, Viridiplantae, Streptophyta, Lycopodiopsida, Selaginellales, Selaginellaceae. The transcript has a single exon.
AGAAUAUACCGGUUAUUUUGUGCCCUUCAAUUUUGAAUUUAACUGAAAGUUAGGGUUUAUGGGGAUUCCUUCGUUCUUUGGAUGGCUUUGUCGCGCGUUUCCAGCGGUAGUGGGGGCGAGCUCCGGGCAGUGCCACGACAAUCUCUACUUGGACAUGAAUUCCAUCGUCCAUUCGUGCUUUCAUCCCAGCGGCAGCGAUGGCCGCCCAUUGCCGACCACGCAAGACGAGGUAUUCCAGGGGAUUGGAGCUUACAUAGACGCUGUGGUGGAGCUUGUUCGUCCCAGGAAGCUCUUGUUCUUGGCCGUGGAUGGCGUGGCUCCGCGCGCAAAGAUGAACCAGCAGCGCGCGCGGAGAUUUGUGGCCGCUAGAGAGGCCGCCGAUGCUACCGCUGCCGAGGAAAAACUUCGUGGGCGAUUUGCCGCCGAGGGGAGAGCUCUCCCGCCUCCCGGGAGAGGAUCUGGAUUGGAAGACUCGAAUGUGAUCACUCCCGGGACGAAGUUCAUGGCCGAUCUCUCCGCUGCUCUGCGAGAGUACGUAAAUCUUCGUCUCGCCACCAGCGCUUCGUGGAAGGGCCUCCAAGUGAUACUCUCCGACUCGAGCGUUCCUGGAGAGGGAGAGCACAAGAUCAUGAGCUUCAUUUGCGGGAAGAGGAAAAACCACUCUGGAGAGUAUGAUCCGGAGACCAGCCACUGUGUUUUUGGAGCCGACGCUGAUUUGAUCCUCCUGACACUCGCCACUCACGAGCAGAACUUCUCCAUCUUGCGUGAAUCUCGAGAGUGGACGAGCCAGCGGCAGGAAAACGUUGCUACUGGAUUUGAGUUCCUCGAUCUUUCGCUGCUACGCGAAUGCCUCGUCCAGAGAAUGAGAGUGGCCGAGUGUCCACCGUUUGAGAUCGAUGACGAGCGGGUGAUAGACGACUUUGUGUUUAUGUGCUGCUUGAUCGGCAACGAUUUUCUCCCUCACAUUCCAACUUUGCUGAUUGACGAUGGGGCUAUCGACUCGAUGAUCACCAUCUACACAACCGAGUUCACGCAAAUGGGUGACUAUCUCACGAGAAACGGUGAAAUGAACUUACCGAGUGUGGCACACUUCUUCUCCGCCAUAGCUGCCAGCGAAGAAGGCUUCCUCAAGAACAAGUAUAAGAAGAAAGAGAGGAGGAAAAGGCCGAGACGUACCAGAAGAAGACGAGAGUUUGCUGGAGCUCCAAGUCGAGUAGACCAAGAAGAUCACGUCGUGGAGGUUCCGGAAGAGGUCUGGGAUCUAGAAAACGGUGAAGACGUAGCUCUGGAACUGGAUAACACUGUCGUAGAUCACUUGGAACUCGAGCAAAGUGAAGAACCUCAGCCAUCCAGUCCUGAAAAUCACGAGCUCGACGAGCAGCACAGAACCUUGGAGCUGCUAAAACUGAAAGUGAGGACGCAACUUACCAGGAACCAAGAUCGCGAAUUCAACAUCCAGCUCAAGAUGGACAGGAGUGAUCUCGGCUCGCCAGGAUGGAAGACGAGGUACUACUCCCUCAAGCUCGAGGUGGCCGAGAGCGAGAGUGCCAAGGUGGUGCUCAAGUACCUGGAAGGCCUUGCAUGGAUCCUCCGCUACUACUACCACGGCGUGAGCUCCUGGCGAUGGUACUACCCUUACUACUACGCACCGUUUGCCUCGGACUUCUCCGAAAGAAUCUCUGGCUUUGUCUUCCAUCCCACUCUCGGUGAGCCACUCAAGCCUCUGGAGCAGCUCCUGGCCGUGCUACCACCGCAAAGUUCCACUGCUCUUCCGGCCUGCUACCAGAAGCUAAUGCUCGAUCCAGCCUCUCCCAUCGCUGAUUUCUACCCGGGAGCUUUCGAAGUCGACUACACCGGAUCGAAGAAGGCCUGGAAAGGAGUCGUGAAGCUACCGUUUGUGGACGAGGCCCGACUCACUGCGGCAACAAGAGAGCUCCAGGAGCUGCUAAGUGAGGAAGAAAUGCGAAGGAAUAGAUUCUCAUCAGACCUUGUGCUCGCUCUAAACACGAAUAGUUCCAGUGCUUCAUUGAGGUAAUCGCUACAAAUACAAAGACACAAAAUAGAGGUUUGAGUUACCAGCUUUGCUGCC